Messenger RNA from Argentina anserina (silverweed cinquefoil), 1730 nucleotides. RefSeq lists its product as uncharacterized. NCBI's taxonomy places the organism in Eukaryota, Viridiplantae, Streptophyta, Magnoliopsida, Rosales, Rosaceae. Gene Ontology annotation, molecular function: acetylglucosaminyltransferase activity. Bases 85 to 1557 code for a protein of 490 amino acids. The record is from RefSeq and is a predicted model, not a curated record. The transcript is spliced from 3 exons.
CAGCAAAACCUUUUGAAGUCUCAAAACAACUCGACCUCUCUUUCAGUUCUCUGCACUCUUAUCUUGGCAACCAGACAAAACUCCAUGAAAGACAACCCAAAAGACUCAGAAAACCUCUACUCAACAUGGACCUCCACAAAGGUAAAAUUAUGCUUCCUCCUCUUGAUCUCUUUCAGCUACAUCUCAUACUCUCUGAAAUAUCUCCACCCAUAUCUAUGUACCCAACAAUCUCAACUUCCCCAUUUCCAAUCCCACCCUUCCAUACCCCAAUCUGAUCCCACACCAACUCAAGAACCCAAAACAAACGUCUCCCACAUCGUUUUUGGCAUUGCUGCCUCUGCCAAACUAUGGCCUCACAGAAAGAACUACAUCAAACUCUGGUGGAGACCGGACCGAAUGAGAGGCCACGUUUGGCUAGACCAACCAGUAAAAACAGACCCUGAAUCCGAUCAUAACCUUUUACCGCCGUUGAAAAUCUCUGGUGAUACUACCGGCUUCAAAUACACAAACAAAAAAGGGCACCACCUAGCUAUUAGAAUCUCCCGGAUUAUUUCCGAGAGUUUCAGACUAGAAAUGAAGAAUGUGAGGUGGUUUGUGCUGGGGGACGACGACACCGUUUUUGUGGCAGAGAAUCUGGUGAGGGUUUUGCAGAAGUACGAUCACAACCAGUUUUACUAUAUCGGAGGAUCGUCGGAGAGUCACUUGCAGAACCUAAAGUUUUCGUAUAAUAUGGCUUAUGGUGGAGGUGGCAUUGCUAUAAGUUACCCUCUUGCUAAGGCACUAGAGAAAAUGCAGGAUAGGUGUAUUCAGAGGUAUCCUGGUCUGUACGGCUCCGAUGAUCGGCUUCAGGCGUGUAUGGCUGAGAUUGGUGUCCCUCUCACCCGAGAAAAAGGGUUUCACCAGUUUGAUGUAUAUGGGAGUCUGUUCGGCCUCCUAGCAGCUCAUCCAGUCGCACCCCUAGUGUCACUACACCACCUAGAUGUGGUUGAACCCAUCUUCCCAAACACGGACCGGAUCCAUGCCCUGCAACGGCUCGAGCUUCCGAUGAAGCUAGACUCUGCAGGGCUUGCGCAACAAUCCAUCUGUUACGACAUCAACCGGUCCUGGACCGUAUCAGUUUCCUGGGGCUAUGCAGUUCAAAUAUCUCGAGGUAUUUCCUCAGCUCGAGAAAUGGAACUUCCAACCAGGACCUUCGUCAAUUGGUACAAGAAAGCUGAUCAUGCUGCCUACCCGUUCAACACAGCCCCGGUCAAUAGGGAUGCAUGUCAAGAACCAGUUGUGUAUUAUUUGUCUAAAGCUAUCUACAAUAGGAGAACAAAUCAAACAACGACCGAGUAUGUUCAACAUCAAACGAAAAUGCCCGAAUGCAAUUGGAAGAUGGCAAAUCCCUCUAGGAUUCACAAAGUGCUUGUUCACAAAUCCCCCGACCCGCAUCUAUGGGACAAGUCGCCAAGGAGAAAUUGCUGCAGGGUGUUCCGACCAAAUAGAAAGAAGAAAGGCACCAUGGUCAUCGAAGUAGGAUUAUGCGAUGAAGAUGAAGUGGUUGAAGUGUCGUAAUUUGCCUUGACAGGCAAAACCUAGCUAGCGAUUAACACGGCCUAUUCUCACUUUUAUUUUAUCAUUUUGAUGAAGAUAAUUUUUUGUUACCAUAAACCAAUUAUGCACAAAUGUACGUGUUAGGCUAUAUAUAGAGCAUAAAUAAAUAAAUAAAGAGAAUGCAUUCACAGGUG